Molecule: messenger RNA, 747 nt
Organism: Alnus glutinosa
Lineage: Eukaryota; Viridiplantae; Streptophyta; Magnoliopsida; Fagales; Betulaceae
Product: 1,4-dihydroxy-2-naphthoyl-CoA thioesterase 1-like
Exons: 3
Coding region: 172-672 (166 amino acids)
Biological process (GO): phylloquinone biosynthetic process
Cellular component (GO): peroxisome
Molecular function (GO): 1,4-dihydroxy-2-naphthoyl-CoA thioesterase activity
Source: RefSeq, a predicted model, not a curated record
CUAACCCAUUCAAUCAUUCCUCCUCCUUCACCCAACCGAUAAUCAGUCACGCUCUCACCUACCCCACACCACCAAAAGAAGCAUCCUUUUUUUCGAUUUUGUAAAUGAAUAGACAAGAAAUUAAAUGAAAAGAAUAGUAGGAGAGAGAGAGACGAGCGAGUAGCAGAGGUUAUGGAGAAGAAGCAGGGAGCAGAAACAGCAGCAUCGUCGACCAAGUCGAGGACUGGGGAGCUGAAUCUUCCGCUUCAUGUGAUCGGAUUCGAGGUUGAAGAGUUAUCCCCACAAAAAGUCACAGGCCGGCUUCGUGUAACCCAAAACUGCUGUCAGCCAUUCAAGGUGCUGCAUGGAGGGGUAUCGGCUCUGAUAGCUGAGGGGCUGGCAAGCAUGGGAGCCCACAUGGCUUCGGGUUUCCAGAGAGUGGCUGGGAUUCAACUUAGCAUCAACCAUGUGAAGCGCGCUGAGCUUGGUGAUCUUGUUCUCGCUGAGGCCACCCCUGUUAAUGUUGGCAGAACCAUCCAGGUGUGGGAGGUGCAACUCUGGAAGGUUGAUCCUUCAAAUUCACAGAGCAAAUCCUUGGUAGCAUCGUCUAGGGUUACUCUUCUAUGUAACAUGCCUGUGCCGGAGCAUGCAAAAGAUGCCGGUGAUAGUCUCAAGAAGUAUGCCAAAUUGUGAACCUGCUGUACUAUAUAUUUGCAUAAUCUUGCAAGCAAUGAAUGAAAGCAUCAACAAGAUGAAGAAUUUGCUUGA